This is a messenger RNA of Fusarium tjaetaba, 2283 nucleotides long. RefSeq names its product serum paraoxonase lactonase 3. Gene Ontology annotation, molecular function: oxidoreductase activity, acting on the CH-OH group of donors, NAD or NADP as acceptor; arylesterase activity. The record is from RefSeq and is a predicted model, not a curated record. The transcript is spliced from 5 exons. The coding region runs from base 1 to 2283 and encodes 760 amino acids. Lineage: Eukaryota; Fungi; Ascomycota; Sordariomycetes; Hypocreales; Nectriaceae.
AUGAGUGACCCAGCAGCACGUGAAGACCUUACCAAGCGGCAGCUUCCUUCCAUGACGCUUGUGAACGGCAUCGCAUCUCUACCUUCUGCAGCUCAAGCACGUACAGCUUCAACUUCAGAUGAUCCUUCGACAAGAUUUCAAGUCCCCGGCAUUGCAGUUGUUACCGGAGGGCUGGGAAACAUUGCAUUGACUGUUGUUCGAGCACUGUUGCAGCACGGCCUGGCUGGGCUGAUGCUGCUUGACCUUGAUGUGAAUUCGGAGUCUGCGAUGAGCAAACUUGAUGAUCUUAGGAAAGACUUUCCGGAAACGAAAAUUGAGGCAGCGUCUGUGGAUGUAACCGAUGAAGAAGCUAUAGGACGGAUUAUGGCUUCAACAGUUGAGAAACUUGGCGGCCUUGAUUACCUCGUUUGCUUCGCGGGUAUAGUCAACUGCACUCAUGCCCUCGACCUGUCACCAAAAGUCUUCAGAAAGCUCCUCGAUGUCAACACAACUGGGAGCUUCAUCUGUGCCCAAGCUGCAGCAAGAGAAAUGGUCAAAGCCAACACCGGCGGCCGCAUCAUUUUUAUUGCCAGCAUAUCAGCCCAUAGGGUCAACUAUCCGCAGCCACAAGUUGCAUAUAAUACAUCCAAGGGAGCUCUGUUAAUGCUAAAAAGUAGUCUCGCGGCAGAGUGGGCGCGAUAUGGAAUUACUGUGAACAGCAUCAGCCCUGGAUACAUGGAUACUAUUCUGAACGAGGGAGAGGGACUAGCAGAUGCAAGAAGGUCAUGGGCCGAGAGGAAUCCGAGUGGAAGAAUGGGAAUGCCCGAGGAAUUGAGUGGAAUAGUUGUUCUAUUGUGUUCCAAGGCUGGGAGCUACAUCAACGGGUCUGAUAUGGUUGUCGACGGCGGAGGAAUACCAGUUACCAAAAGCAGACUUUUAAUCUAUGAUAAGAAUAUCAACGGCUAUUUCGAGGCGGAGCCAUCACGUAAACGCGGUCACUCUACGUCUGCUUACACGCCAAGUCCGACUCCACCAGAAAUUCGUCUAACGACGGAGGUUCCACCGAAACUUAAUCCUUCUCAAACUCCGACUUCCCCUCUCUGCAUCGCUCAAACCCCGAAAGCUAUGUCUUCGAGAUCGAUAUUCGGGAUUCUACUCAUUGGACUGAUUGCUUCUUUCGUGUACGAGAGGAUCAAUCUGAUUCAGACCUUUUAUCAAAAUGCCCCCUCGCGUAUCACCAAGGUGAACAACAUCGGGAAAUAUGAAGUCAAAUUUGAAGAUCAGAUAAGGAGUUGCGAGGAUGUUCUACUCAUUGAGGAGUAUCAUCUUGCAAUUCUUGCCUGUGAUCCAGGAAGAGAGCGACACAACACCGUCAUGGGAGUCUUUGCAGGAAAUGUCACCAAAAAUGCUGAGCUUUGGGCAUAUGACUACACAAUCACCGAUGGUUCCGACGCUGAAUCCCUCAAGAGGAUCAAAUUGGCCGGAUUCCCUCAUGCAUCUGACUUUCAUACCCUGGGCAUGGCAUUUGAUCUUGAGACAUCGAAUCUCUUCGUCGUGAGCCAUGCCGUCGCAGGAUCACGUAUUGAGCUCUUCAAUCUCGACAUUGGAUCAUUGACUGCUAGUUACAUCCAAACGAUUCAGCACCCUCUCAUCAAUGCGCCAAAUUCAAUUGCGUCUAUCAACGGACAUGAGUUCUACGUGACCAACGACCACUACAUCACCAAGAAGCAGUCAUUCCUGCUCAGCAACCUGGAGACAUACCUGAGCCCACCUACAGGAACAGUGGUUCAUUGCAGCCUUAAAGGUUCAGACAUCGAUGUUAAGGUUGUCGCGUGGGUUCCUUUUGCCAACGGUAUCGAGAUCAUCAACAGUUCAACCGUUGCGGUGGCGUCAUCCUCACGAGCAGCCAUUUAUAUGUUUAACACUCCAGACGCCACAACGUUCAAAGAGACCUCCAGAAUCAAACUUCCUUUCAUUCCCGACAACCUCUCUGGAUCUGGUAGAAAGCUCAUGAUCGCCGGACACGGCCACCUGCCUGCCCUGGCAAAGUUCACGCAGUCGCGUCGUUUUUGCAACGACCCCUUUGAAUACGAACGCGCGGACCCUACUGUAAAAGAUUCCUGUCGUGAACUGCAGGCUGUUUCUUGGGUGUCUGAAUGGAGUGAGACUGAAGGGCUGAAGCACCUCUAUGUCGACACUGAAUAUCCGUCUAGCUCGACUGCUGUCAGGGACGCCGGAAAGGGGGUUGGAAUCAUCAGCGGCCUCUACGCCAAGGGUAUUCUGAUUUGGAGAGACGAGAAAUAA